GACGCGUCGGUGCCGACAGGGAACGCGGCUGCUCGGGGACGGGAGCCGGCGGCCGGUGCGCGCUCAGUCCGGGGGACGGCCACGCAGCGACUCGAGCCGGUACCGUCGACCGCGCGUUUCACAGCUCGACAUCCCCGUUAUGGAGCGGCAGCCACUGGCCUACCCGACCACGGAGAAGGGCGCGCGAAAGCCAAAGUGCGCCCGCUGCCGCAACCACGGCGUCAUCUCGUGGCUCAAGGGCCACAAGCGACACUGUCGCUUCAAGGACUGCGCGUGUGCCAAGUGCAGUCUCAUCGCCGAACGGCAGCGCGUGAUGGCCGCCCAGGUAGCCCUGAAGCGGCAGCAGGCGGCCGAGGACGCCAUCGCUAUGGGCCUGCGAGCAGUGGCCACCGGCUCCUCGUGCGCCUACCUGCCCCCGGGACCCAUCUUCGGGAUGAACAUGACGCAGUCUCAGGCGGCCGACCAGACCGCCACCGACCACGAGACGGAGGAGUCAGCUGCCAGUGACGAGGAGUCACGAGCUCCUCCCGCCGACGACUCGGGCGACUCUGGCGAGCCGGCCGAGCGCUCAGCGGCCGCCUGGUUCGGCCACAUGCAGAUCCUGCGGCGCAUCUUCCCCUCGCAGAAGGCAUCCGUGCUGGAGGAGCGGCUCGAGGCCUGCUGCGGCGACCUCGUCAAGACCAUCGAGCACUUUAUCGGCUCGGGCAGCCGGGUGCGGCAGCAGCUGCUGCGGCCGCUGCAGGCCGGCUGCGUCACCACCUCCGCCGCCGGCGCGCCGCUGCUCGUCGCCGGGCAGCGGUCGGCGUUCGCGCCGCUGUGCCAGCCGCCGCCGCCGCCGCCGCCGCCCCCACCGGCCCAUCAGCCGCGGCUCUCGCCAUUUUCAGUCGAGGCACUGCUCUCUCGGCCGCUACCGGCACCACCUCUGUACGGAGCGCCGCUGGGCCUGCUGCCGCCGCCCGGCUGGCACCCCCUGCGGCCGCUGCCGCCGGCCGCUGAACCGGACGAUCGGGACGAGCAGUGACUUGACACGACCAGACCUGACCCCUGCGGCCGCUGCCGCCCGCCGCAGACACCGACGACCGGGAUUAGCAGAGACCUGACCUGACCUGACCUGCCGGGACCUCGACAGGUCCCGGCAGGUCAGGUCAGGGUUGACCCUGCCGGAGCGGUCGCCAGUUGUGUCUGUUGGCAGCUUUUCUUCGGAAGAGGAUAAGUAUGCAGCCAAUUGGGGACAAUAAUCAACUGCGCUACCCAGGGCUGCGGAGUCGAUGGAUUUACGGCGACUUCGACUCCGACUCCGGCUUUCAAAAACCAACUCCGACUCCGACUCCGGGCAGAAAUGUCGACUCCGAUCGACUCCAACUCCCGACUCCGACUCCGCACACCUGGCAGGGCUGCGGAGUCGACAGAUUUUCGGUGACUCCGACUCCGACUCCGGCUGGGGUUUCCAAUAUCGACUUCGACUCCGACUCCGACUCCGGUCACAACUGUCGACUCCGACCGACUCCGACUCCGACUCCGACUCCGACUCCGCAGCCCUGGCGCUACCACCUGAAUUCAGGGAAUAAGUAGGUAGACAAUGCGCAGGUCCCGGCUGUCUUAAUAAUUCGAAUCUAAGGCGAAUGAACAAAUGUAUCGCCAUGUGUUGGCGACUGUGUUGUAUCAGCGCGAGUGUUGUCAGGCAUGGUGGAGUUUUGUGCCGUGUGUCAGUGUGUAUGCCCAUGUGCGAUGUGCGCAUGCUGUAAAGGCCUCGGUACUGUGUUGUUGGUUGAUCGUCAUUUUAUUGUAUCUGCUGUAACUCUCAGUUACGUGUGGUUCAGAUUAUUUCCGUUGUUUGAAAUACGGGGCGAUAAUCAUAAAUAGGGACAAGGAAACCCGAAACUGAUAAAACUGUCAAAGAAUCGAUGCUUUUUGAGUCUAACUAUCAAGCUCAUUUGGAAACCGGGCGCCAGAAGAAAACUUCGUGUCAUUUAGCUCGACCUUAUGAAGAAGCGUAGACAGGGUAUCAAUGAUGGUUCGCAUCUAAGGGACAAAUAUAAAUAAAAUGUAUGCGUCUACAAGUAGACACAAAUUGGUUACA
Messenger RNA from Amphibalanus amphitrite, 2080 nucleotides. RefSeq names its product doublesex- and mab-3-related transcription factor A2-like. Gene Ontology annotation, cellular component: nucleus. Bases 140 to 1021 code for a protein of 293 amino acids. Gene Ontology annotation, biological process: sex differentiation; regulation of transcription by RNA polymerase II. Gene Ontology annotation, molecular function: DNA-binding transcription factor activity, RNA polymerase II-specific; RNA polymerase II cis-regulatory region sequence-specific DNA binding. The transcript is spliced from 4 exons. Lineage: Eukaryota; Metazoa; Arthropoda; Thecostraca; Balanomorpha; Balanidae. The record is from RefSeq and is a predicted model, not a curated record.